UGUCCGCUCGUCUCCCCGCUCGGUCGCUCCCUCCUCGGUGGCCUCGAGGCGCUUUCCGUUGGGCCGAUUCCCGCCCGCUUCCUCCUGCUCCCCUUUGAAGCUCCAGAGAUGAGUUUUUCCAUCUCUUCAGAGAUGAACCAGAUUAUGAUGCAUGAUUAUCACAGAAGAAGUUCGUGUCUAUAGCUUUAAAGGACUUGAUUACAUCAUUUUCAAGCCUGAUAGUUUUGGAAUCACCAUUAGAGCUUCAGACACCUCUGCCUUCACUUCAGCCACCUGUCUUCAUACCUCAACGAAGCGCUGAGUUUCCUUUGUCCUUGGAUUAUUUAAAACACCCCGGAAAUACAUUUCUCACCAGUAUAGUAGCCAAAUUAUAAGGAAAAAUGAUUCCCAAUGGAUAUUUAAUGUUUGAAGACGAAAAUUUCAUUGAGUCUUCUGUUGCCAAAUUAAAUGCCCUGAGGAAAAGUGGCCAGUUCUGUGAUGUUCGACUUCAGGUCUGUGGCCAUGAGAUGUUAGCACACAGAGCAGUCCUGGCUUGCUGCAGUCCCUAUUUAUUUGAAAUCUUUAAUAAUGAUAAUGAUCCUCACCGAGUUUCUCAUGUUAAGUUUGAUGAUCUCAAUCCGGAAGCUGUGGAAGUCUUGUUGAAUUAUGCCUACACUGCUCAGUUGAAAGCCGAUAAGGAAUUAGUCAAAGACGUUUAUUCUGCAGCAAAAAAGCUGAAGAUGGACCGAGUAAAGCAGGUUUGUGGUGAUUAUUUACUAUCUAGAAUGGAUGUUACCAGCUGCAUCUCUUACCGAAAUUUUGCAAGUUGUAUGGGAGACUCCCGUUUGUUGAAUAAGGUUGAUGCUUAUAUUCAGGAGCAUUUGUUACAAAUUUCAGAAGAGGAAGAGUUUCUUAAACUUCCACGGCUAAAGUUGGAGGUAAUGCUUGAAGAUAAUGUUUGCUUGCCCAGCAAUGGCAAAUUGUACACAAAGGUAAUCAACUGGGUGCAGCGUAGCAUCUGGGAGAAUGGAGACAGUCUGGAAGAGCUGAUGGAAGAGGUUCAAACCUUGUACUACUCAGCUGAUCACAAGCUGCUUGAUGGGAACCUACUAGAUGGACAGGCUGAGGUGUUUGGCAGUGAUGAUGACCACAUUCAGUUUGUGCAGAAAAAGCCACCACGUGAGAAUGGCCAUAAGCAGAUAAGUAGCAGUUCCAUUGGAUGUCUCUCUUCUCCAAAUGCUACAAUACAAAGCCCUAAGCACGAGUGGAAAAUCGUUGCUUCGGAAAAGACUUCAAAUAACACUUACUUGUGCCUGGCUGUGCUGGAUGGUAUUUUCUGUGUCAUUUUCCUUCAUGGGCGAAACAGCCCACAGAGCUCACCAACAAGUACUCCAAAACUCAUUAAAAGUUUAAGCUUUGAGAUGCAACCAGAUGAGUUAAUAGAAAAGCCCAUGUCUCCUAUGCAGUACGCACGAUCUGGUCUGGGGACAGCAGAGAUGAACGGCAAACUCAUAGCUGCAGGUGGCUAUAACAGAGAGGAGUGUCUUCGAACAGUUGAAUGCUAUGAUCCACAUACAGAUCAUUGGUCCUUUCUUGCUCCCAUGAGGACACCAAGAGCCCGAUUUCAAAUGGCCGUACUCAUGGGCCAGCUCUAUGUGGUCGGUGGAUCAAAUGGCCACUCAGAUGACCUGAGAUGUGGAGAGGUGUAUGAUCCAAACAUAGAUGACUGGACUCCUAUUCCAGAAUUGAGAACUAACCGUUGUAAUGCAGGAGUGUGUGCUCUGAACGGGAAAUUAUACAUCGUUGGUGGCUCAGAUCCAUAUGGUCAAAAAGGACUGAAAAAUUGUGAUGUAUUUGAUCCUAUAACAAAGUCAUGGACAAGCUGUGCUCCUCUUAACAUUCGUAGACACCAGUCUGCAGUCUGUGAGCUUGGUGGUUAUUUGUACAUAAUUGGAGGCGCAGAGUCUUGGAAUUGUCUGAACACAGUAGAACGUUAUAAUCCUGAAAAUAACACCUGGACUUUAAUUGCAUCCAUGAAUGUGGCUAGGCGAGGAGCUGGAGUGGCUGUUCUCGGCGGAAAACUGUUUGUAGGUGGUGGCUUUGAUGGUUCUCAUGCCAUCAGUUGUGUGGAGAUGUAUGAUCCAACUAGAAAUGAAUGGAAGAUGAUGGGAAACAUGACUUCACCAAGGAGCAAUGCUGGGAUUACAACUGUAGGGAACACCAUUUAUGCAGUGGGAGGAUUUGAUGGCAAUGAAUUUCUGAAUACGGUGGAAGUCUAUAACCUUGAGUCAAAUGAGUGGAGCCCCUAUACCAAGAUUUUCCAGUUUUAACAAAUUGAAGACCCUUUCAAACUAACAGGCUUAGUGAUGUAAUUGUGUUAGGUAGAGGUACACUUGUGAAUAAGGAGGGUGGGUGGGUAUAGAUGUUGCUAACAGCAACACAAAGCUUUUGCAUAUUGCAUAUUAUUAAACAUGCUGUACAUACUUCUUGUGUUUAUUGGGAAAGGAAUGCAAAGAUGAAGGUCUGUUUUGUGUAUUUUUAGGGCUACUUUGGUUAUUUUACUUUUUUGGAAGUUGAUAUUGUAAAAGAAUAAACCAAGGAUUGAUUGGGCACAUCA
Balaenoptera acutorostrata (minke whale) is the source of this 2596-nucleotide messenger RNA. It is a transcript of the gene IVNS1ABP, whose product is annotated as influenza virus NS1A binding protein. Gene Ontology annotation, molecular function: protein binding. The record is from RefSeq and is a predicted model, not a curated record. Lineage: Eukaryota; Metazoa; Chordata; Mammalia; Artiodactyla; Balaenopteridae. Bases 381 to 2309 code for a protein of 642 amino acids. The transcript has 15 exons.